CUGAUCAUUACAACUUUUGAAAUUGUACAUAUGUAUGUAUGUACAUAUUAGGUGUUGCAAACAACCGUUAAGUGUACAAAACUAUUAUAAUCUAUGCAACAUGGUGAGAGAGUAUAGAAAUUAUUAGAAACAUGUUCAUUUCCUAGCCACCAUCUCUAAUCCACGUUUCACUGUACUGACAACUCCUUUUAAUUAUAAUAAAAAAAGGGAAGCAUUUACAAGGCAUAUUUGAUAAUUUCUUUGAAAUCCGAGCUUUAGUUUCGCGUCGAUCGUUGAGCGUUGCGUUUUAGCAAUUUGCUUUGAUCGCAAAGUGUAUUGAUACAUCACAAAUUACUGUUUAAUAAAACAAAUUUAGUUUUAAAUAAAAGGACAUAAAAAAUGGGCAAAAAUAAAAACAAAGGAAAAAAAGGCAUCCCUGAAAUUGUGGAGAAACCUUUAACUACGAACACUGGCAAGACCUACGCAGAUGUCUGCUCGAAAUUCAAAGAGGCUCUUAGUAUCAAAGAAGAUGUCGUAGAGACACCGGGUCCGAGUGUGUCUUGUCUUACUCUUCCGGAUUAUCGUAUUUUUGAACAACCAAAUUUCGGACGUUUCACAGUAAUCGAAGAUCUGGCGGAAUAUUAUCCAACGGAGAAAAUGAAGAUGGCUCAGGAGUAUGGGUUUGGCCGCAACAGUCUGGCACAAAAUGACAAUACGAUUGAAGACUACUUAAACACAAAUGAAUUAACGACAAACAACGUUCGCAAGAUUUUCCAAAUGCUAAUACAAAUAGAAGAUCUUCACACUAUGCUGCAGUAUUGCUAUGUAUAUCUCGAGAAUGUAGUAGUGACUAAAAAUGAAAAAUAUAUAACAUUUUAUAUAAACGUGCCAUCAAAUAUAAAUAUUGAUGAAAUACUAAACCCUAUAAUGGAUGAGGUGGUGUUCGUGCCUCUGAUGAGUCGUGCGGUAUCACAACAUCAACUUUCUUAUCCCGUUGAUCUACUUUCACACCAUCCACAUGAAUCACUUGGAGGUGAUGUCCAGUUUUUUCGAGAAGUUGGCUUACUUGAUAAACUGGUGGGAAAAAUCGCAUAUGUGGAAUGCUCCAAUCCACGCUUCGAUACUACUAAAACAUAUGAUAUUAUAUUUCGCUCACGUCGUAUGCAUGUUCGUUAUCAGCAUCGCGCAUUGGAAUUAUUGAAUGAUGUGCGUCGUGCAUAUCUGUUUCCUAAUAUAAAUCCGUAUAAACAAGAGCAAAAAAGGAAUAUUAAAUUACAAAUAAUUAAUAGGCAGAUUAGUGAGAACCCCGAACAAUUACAAGCUGUACAACAGAUUGUCGGUGGUGCGAACCCCUAUGCGCCAUACAUAGUCGUUGGCCCACCAGGUACCGGAAAAACGACCACAAUCGUUGAAGCCAUUUUACAGCUUUACAUUAACCGACCUCAAUGUCGGAUUUUAAUUACUGCCAGUACAAACUCAGCAUGUGACACAAUUGCGCUGAAAUUAGGUGAACAAUUUGAUAAUAAUCCCUUACUUCGAAAAUUAUCAUCACAACGUAGUGGUGUCAAUUUUAUGGGACGUCCAAAACCCCCCACCGAUAUGUUACGUGUCUUCUCGAAGUCACUUUGUAAGAAAGAUAUGAAAUAUGUCAGUCGUACAAUCUUAGAGCAUUCGAAUUAUUGCAAACGGGAAUACAAAUCGCCAUCUGUGGAAGUGUUGCAAAAAUACAAUAUAAUUAUAGUGACACUCGUGACUAUGGGUCGUUUACGUACUGGCACCACGGGCGAUUGGCCAUUUACACAUGUUUUUAUUGAUGAGGCUGGUGCGACAAUGGAGACGGAAGCCUUGAUUGCCUUAACAAGUGUGAAUACGAAGAAUUGUCGUGUCAUCUUAUCGGGAGAUACGAAACAAUUGGGACCGGUUGUCAUGUCACCGAAAGCCGCUGAGCUCGGUCUCAAAUAUUCGUUAAUGGAACGUUUACUCGAACGCAAUUUGUAUGCGGUCAAUACUGAUGGUACCUACGAUUACACCUUACAGACACGUUUGAGACGCAACUUUCGUUCGCAUCCGGCAAUUGUGAAUAUCUAUAAUCAUCUCUACUAUGACAACGAAUUAUUAGCCAAAGUCAAUUUAGAUAAUUUAUUAAACUGCAAAAACUUACAAAUUUUGAAAAAUAAAAACUUCCCAGUACUUUUUCUAUCGGUUUACGGAAAAGUUGGCAGAUCGUCAACAUCUUGUAGUUCUCUUAAUACUUUGGAAAUCGAUGUACUCAUUGGGACUAUUAAACAAUUGAGAGCAAAACCUGGAGACAUUGGUGUAAUUUCACCGUAUAAAUUACAGUGUACACACAUAAAACAAAAAUUAAAAGAAAAAAAUAUACAGGGUGUUGAAGUGGGUACAGUUGAGCUAUUUCAAGGUCGAGAGAAGCCCAUCAUAAUUGCAUCAUUCGUUAAGUCAUUUUGUAAUUUAGGCUUUACCGCCGAUGAGAAGCGCCUCAAUGUUGUCCUGUCACGUGCACAAUCACUACUCAUACUCAUAGGCAAUCCACAAACACUGCAGCAAAGUGAAGACUUUGUAUAUAUAAUCAAUAAGUGUAAAUCUAUGGACAAUUAUACGAACAACGUGCUAUGAAUGAAAUGACAGCAAUCCAUGAACGGUGAAUUCGCCUAUAAUGUGGAUAAAAGUUUAAACUUUGUGUAUAAUAUAAUAAGCGUGUCUCUUAAUUUAUGCAUUAUAUGCAAAUACUUUAUUACUUAUGAAUGAAAUGUAACCAACAUACAAUACAAUGUAUGUAUGUAUAUUACUAUAUUGCAAAUCCUUCGAUUGUAAAAUAUAAUCAAAUGAAAACUAA
Zeugodacus cucurbitae (melon fly) is the source of this 2830-nucleotide messenger RNA. Its product is annotated as putative helicase mov-10-B.1. Gene Ontology annotation, cellular component: P granule; cytosol. Bases 379 to 2610 code for a protein of 743 amino acids. The record is from RefSeq and is a predicted model, not a curated record. Gene Ontology annotation, molecular function: RNA binding; 5'-3' RNA helicase activity. The transcript has 10 exons. NCBI's taxonomy places the organism in Eukaryota, Metazoa, Arthropoda, Insecta, Diptera, Tephritidae. Gene Ontology annotation, biological process: regulatory ncRNA-mediated post-transcriptional gene silencing.